CUUAAUAGUCAUCAACCACCAACACCAUUACUUCACAUCACGUUAGCUUUGCAGAACCCCAUCAUCACUUAUGUUAAAGAUAUAAUUUUCUAUGCUCCAUUCAUUUCAAGACAACAGGCAGCCCUUCCAUUCACAAGUUUUAAAGGCCAUGAAAUAUGUAGUCUUCACUUGUCCCUGAUCUAUCGCUCCUCUCCAUCACUACUGCUUCUCCAAGAACGCCAGCACUCAUCCCUCAUUGCCAUUAAAUUUGUCCAUCCUUUCCUUGCCACAUGAAGUUUCCUCAUCAUCGUCGAUCGGAUAGCUACCACGACACGAGCAAUUGUUUCCAUCGAGAGUCUCUUCCUCUGUCUCUCGAACCAUAGCAUUGACGGGGAGGAUGCGGGUCAUCGAAUGUCGACCCAAACAAGGAACAAGGGCCAUACAUCUUUGUAUCGAUGUCUAGGCACGAAUACAAGGUUCGCCAAGGCAUUUCACCCAUGAAGAGCACCGAUUUCUUGAGUUGGUGGCUAAAUCCGACUUAAGCUAAUAAGGUGCGUGGUUUGAGGGGGCAUUAGUUAGUAUUCCAUUCUGAGUUAUUUACACUGCAUGUUGCUUGAAUUAAUUGAUAUGUCUUUAAAUGCUAUUUAUGCUUGAGCUAUGUGUUCAUGAGAUCCAUUUCCAAG
Messenger RNA from Linum tenue, 662 nucleotides. The record is from the annotation of a GenBank genome assembly. Lineage: Eukaryota; Viridiplantae; Streptophyta; Magnoliopsida; Malpighiales; Linaceae.